UUCGACGGCGUAGAAUUGCCAGUGCAUUCCAAACUUGACGAUUUUGCUACAAUGACUGUCCUCAUUGAGUCUUUGUGGCCUUUCUAUCUUGACAAUGCCUUCGCGGACCCUUCUCGCGGCUCUUGUAGCCAUUGGAGCACUCCUUGCUGGUAUCAUUCAGAUGACCCCCGAUAAACGAACCGAAGUGCUGCCUACUCCCAACAUAUCUCAGAAAGAGGCCGUCGGAACAGCCGGGUACAGCGCCAGAUUCCACGUUCCGGCCGACGAGGUCUGGAGUAAAGUGGCCGACUUUCCCAGCUACCAUGAGUGGAGUAGCAGUUUGAGAGUGGAGUUUCAGGACUAUCCCUUGAAAGCGGGAUCCGUAGGGAAGCUCGUUACCACUACACCGGGCAAAACACCAGAGGAGAGCCCCAUUGAGAUACUCAUAGUAGACCACCAGGCCCGCAUACUUGCCUGGAAAGCGAUCCUGCCUGUUUCAAGCUCACUUUUGCUCGUCGAACGUGUUCAGCAUGUCGUAGAGCUUCCUGACCAGCCUGGUUGGUGCGAAUACAGGUCUUGGGACUCUUGGAAGGGACCUCUAGGGUAUCUCGUGCAGUGGACUGUGAAGAAAGUGGUCAAGGACGGCGUCCGAGCCUGGGGCGACCAGGAGCUAACUAAGUACGUCAACUCCGGGGCCGCAUGAAUGCAAUUCAGAUGGAACGUGAGACAAGGAAAGGCAACGAAUUGUAGACGCUGUGUGGAGAAUGGGAGAAGAAUGAAACAAGGCAACAGGGAUGCAAAGAGAGUAUAUUAGGAAACCAUUUCGGCCUCCGAGUGACUAUAGAAAUCGGCAAAUAUACAUGCACGAGGGUAUCGGACAUCUUGAUUGGCACUAGAGGUGCU
Messenger RNA from Mytilinidion resinicola, 882 nucleotides. RefSeq lists its product as uncharacterized. The record is from RefSeq and is a predicted model, not a curated record. The transcript is spliced from 2 exons. Lineage: Eukaryota; Fungi; Ascomycota; Dothideomycetes; Mytilinidiales; Mytilinidiaceae. Bases 95 to 682 code for a protein of 195 amino acids.